Sorex fumeus (smoky shrew) is the source of this 2172-nucleotide messenger RNA. Its product is annotated as mesothelin-like protein. Gene Ontology annotation, biological process: cell-matrix adhesion. The record is from RefSeq and is a predicted model, not a curated record. Bases 79 to 2172 code for a protein of 697 amino acids. NCBI's taxonomy places the organism in Eukaryota, Metazoa, Chordata, Mammalia, Eulipotyphla, Soricidae. Gene Ontology annotation, cellular component: cell surface. The transcript has 15 exons.
CGCGCCUCAUCUCUCUGUGUCCCCACCACAGCUUUUCCUGGACCCGCUGCCCGGGAGCUGCCUCCCUGUCCGCACAGCAUGGGCCCCAGAGCAGGUGCCUUGGUGGCCCCGACCUUCGCCCUCCUGCUGUCCCUCACAGCUCACUGCUCCGAUCCCCAGGCUGAGAGCUCCUCCGAGGGAGGGCUGGAUGCCAGCAAGGCCGACCUGUGGGUGAGGGCCAACAGCUCCGCCCUGCAAGGCUUCUGGUGCCAGCCUGCCAGUCAGCUGUCCCGGGCCCAGCUCUCGGCCCUCAUCAAGAGGAUGGACACAGAGCAGGUCCCCCUGAAGGCCUGGCAGCUCAGCUGCCUGGCGAACCUGGCUGCACUGCAUGGCCUCCAGGGAGACUUCCAGAUGCACCCCCCAAACCUGCUGCUCUUCUACAACCUCUCGCAGGUGGGAGAAGAUCAGUGCCGGAACUUCACUGGCCGCGCUGCCCAGGGGGACCCGGAGCUGCUGGCCAACCUGCCGGACCAGCGGGCGGCUCUGCAGCGUGAGGCUCUGGCCUGCCUGGGAGGGUCCCACCCAGAGCUCAGCGCCUCUGACCUGCAGCUCCUGGGGGCCCUGGUGUGUGACAUGGAUGCGACCAGCAUCAGGACUGCAGACCCCCACGUGCUGCAGAACCUGCGUCGCUGCCACCGGCUCACGUCGGCCCAGCAGGCCGCCUUCAACCAGCUGCUGGCCAGUGGGAGGACGGCCCUGGGGCCCCCAGAAUCUUGGAGCCUUGAGGGGCUACAGGCUCUUGGUCCCCUGGCCACCUACAUCAGCCCCAGCCUGUGGGUGCAAGUGCGGGAGGCCGUGGGCCUGGACUUCUUUGGCAGCAUGGUGGCCGCCUACCGGGAGGGACAACUCAGCCAGUCAGAUGCCCAGCGCUUCGUCAACGACUUCCUCGAGGCCAAGGCCAGGUCCUCUCGACCCAAGCGGGGCACAGGGAGACGCUGCGUGCGCGGUGACAUCACUGCAGCGACCCUGCGGGACGACCUCUUCCUGGUGCGCUACGACUGUGGACAGCUGGAAUCCUGCCUGGGGCCGCGGGUGCUCAGGGCCAACCUGGACCCUCUGCUGCAGCACCCGCUGCCCGCUGAGUGCCAGCGCGUGGUCAAGAACAAGCUGGGGCAGGUAUAUCCACGCGGCCUCCCCGAGGAGCAGCUGCCGCGUGUGGCCUCGCUAGUCUACCUGUACUCCUGUGCUGAGAUCGGUCAGUGGAACAUUACGUCCAUGGACACACUCGUGGCCCUCCUGGCCUCCGACGUGGCACUGGACAACCAGACCGAGGCCCUCCUGCAAAAGUUCCUGGACCACAACGGCACCCUCACCGGAGCCCUGCUCGUGGCCAUUGGGGGCUCCCGCCUCUGCUGGAUGAGCCCCCGGCAGAUCCAGGCCAUCCAGCCCUCGGAGUUCCGGCUGGCCGGGGCCCUGGACAUCUCCUCCUGCCCUCAGAGCCGCAAGAACGUGCUGUUCGCCAAGGCCCAGGAGGCCUUCCGCAGCACCCAGACCACUGACGCCUACUACCGCUUCAUGCGCCCCUACCUCGGUGGUGCCCCGGUGGAGGAGCUGCAGCAUCUGGCACAGGCCAACGUCUCCAUGGACAUCGACACCUUCACCAACCUGAACCCCCAUGUGCUACAGAGCCUGAGCCUGGACAAUGUGACCACACUGCUGGGCCAGAACGUGGGGGACCUGCGGAAGGCACGCAGUCACCCAACCAUCAGCUCAUGGCUGCGCAGCCUCAACAUCUCAGCCCUGGGAGAACUGGGGCUUGAAUCGGGCCUGGCCAGUCGCCUCAAGCCUGGCCACUCCACCCUUCGCCCCCCCAGCACCACCCCACUGGCCCUCCAGCUUGCCCCCUCUGCAGACCUAACCGGGGACGUGGCCGAGGUCCCCAGCUCUGGCAGCCCUGAGAGCCCCCUGGGGUGCCUGCCCCUUGCUGUGGCCCUGCCCUCUGGCCUCCUGUGGUUGCUGUACUGGAGUGGCCUCAGCCCUGGCCAGGACGGCUCACCCGGAGCACACACUGCAGCUUCCCAAGAUGGCCCCGGCCUUGCACUGCAGCAGGGGCUGGGAGAGGGAUCCGGCAGCCUGCCCAGGCCUGGGUGCAAGCCCCAAGCCCAGGAGAACUGGCUGGCCCUCCCAGCCUAG